Molecule: messenger RNA, 4089 nt
Organism: Synchiropus splendidus (mandarinfish)
Lineage: Eukaryota; Metazoa; Chordata; Actinopteri; Syngnathiformes; Callionymidae
Exons: 4
Coding region: 131-979 (282 amino acids)
Source: RefSeq, a predicted model, not a curated record
GUGAGAGGCAGUCAUUAAUCUGGAACCUGGACCCCAUUCGGAGGACAGUAGUGGUCGAGUAGGUGAAGAUAUGCACCUAAAUUGGGUUGAUAGUAGCGGUUAACAAGACAAACCAGCAUCGUGCAGGGUCAUGAUCCUGUCGAGGAGGGCGUUAGUCGGACUGGCAGUCGGAGCCACGGCGGGUCUGAGCUUGGUGGCCUUCAUUCUUUACCGCGAGUGCAGCAGGAGAAGUCGGAGACACAGGUCGACUCGGGCAGCGAAGCUGUCUGGCUGGGGUGGACGGAACACAUCAGCAUGGGACAAGACCCAGGCUCACGAAGCUGACCUCCAGCAGCAGCAGCAACAGGUCCUGUCCUCGGUGGAGGCCGUGGUCCAGGGUCUGUCACCUGAGCAGCAGCUGGAACUCCGGAACCAGCUGGACCAGGUCCGAAACUUUGUGUCCACACUGAGGCUGGAGGUGACCGAGCUGAGCCGCGGCCUUCAAAACAUCGCCGCCCAGAUAAUCCAGGACGUGAAAAAGGGUGUAGAGGAGAACCAGAGGGGGCGGCGAUGGCCUCACCUCGUCCACGGAGAGCAGGACGACUCUGCCGGCUCCAGCUCCUCCAACUUCACUGCCACUCAAACAGUCGAUAAAGGGUACUCCACCGGUUACACUGAGUCGGAAUACACAGAUAAAGAGACAGACAGAGAGGAGGGGGAGACAGACACGGAUGUCCAGAUGGAGCAGAGGCAGGUGAAGGCCGCGAGAGAGACCAAACCAGCAGAUAGAAAGUGGGGCUUGGAGAGAGAAUUGAAGAUGAUCCCGGAAGAGAUAGGGAUGCAGAGUUCCGCCUCUCUCCAGCAGCUGCAGCAGUCACAGAAGAACAAGGCAAGUCCAGCGAGGGAGCUGAAGAUGCUGGUAGAGGACCCCAGCACUGACCUGGGCCUCCUGCUGGCUCACAGUCGAGCUGCGCGACUCUGGGACAAGAAUUCAACCUGAGCUGGACACCCGUACUAAUUUGGCCUUGGAGGUGUCUCUCCCUCUGACUUCAGGCGGGGAAGUCCUGCUGAGAUUAGCGAAGUUUCUGGACCGUUUUCAACACCUGACGAUUACUACAACAUGUGUCCUCAAUUUAGUAGUGAUGCGCUUAUGAGGCUUCAUGAAACACCUCAUUUUCAGAGCUCAGUAGGGGGCACUCUGGGUUUAAAAAUGAUGUGAAGCUGUUCAAAUCCAAAGAUUUUUGAGCAGAUAGCGCCAUCUAGUGGGCUCUGGAAAUGGUGUUUCAUGAAGCCUCAUAGUAUGGCACAGGCGACGCGAGCGCUGAGAGAUCUAACCUUUUCCGCUAGGAUCUACUUACUGCAUGAGUCUUGGUGAUCAAGUUGUUGGAUCAGAGGAGGUCCCAGUCACGCAAUACAUUUUUCUUAGAAUCUAACUUUAUGUAGCACUAAAUCAUUAACAACUUUUAAUAUCCAGAUCCACCUGAUCAAAAAAUCCACUCUGUAGUUUACAGGGAACCAUAAACUUAUAACCCUUUGAUUUCUGAUGCCUUUCAAAGCCACAAAUAAAACACAGCUGCGAUUGUGAGUUUCUCAGUCAACUUGGUGAGGUGUGCAGAGACGUCUGUGACAAUAAACCAGAUGAAAAAAAAAUCUAAACAGACUUAAUCGUUCGCAGUUUAAUUUACAGUUUGAGUGGAGAAAGGAAAAGAGGCUACAGAAAAAAGCCGUCAACACCGUCACCGUCAACAGAAAUGUUAACUGAAAUUAUUUUCAAGCGUAAAAAAAAAACACUCAAAAAUAAAAUAUAUGCAACAAGAUAACUUUUGCGAUGACUUUUCUCAUGUACUGGAGUUGUCAGGGAGGUGGCCGUCAGUUUAAAACAUUCAAUCCUUGACAUCUCCCACUCCGUCAGCAUUGAUGGCAAACAUGGCUUCUGCCUCUGGCAGACAGGGGGAGUCGUAGAUUUUGCAGAUCCUGUUUUCUCCCCGACCUUUCCUCAGAUAUAAACUGCAGAUGGCGACAGAGUAUUAGUUAGAGGUUCUUCACUGGAGAGGGAGGACACCAGGUGAUCAUACCGUGUAGUGGAGGCGUGAGCGAGUAUGUUGCCACCGAUCGGCUUCUUGGGAUCUGCGGAGAACAUGGCCGCCCCGUCUACUUGGGCUACCACCUGGUUUGUGAUCACCACGGCGACACCAAACUGGAGAAAGAAGCAGGAUGUGCUCAGAACAGCUGAGAGGUGAUGAGAUUCUGCAGCUCACUCACCGCAUCUGCCAGUCUGAGCAGCAGCCGCAGAAACCUGCCUAAAUGUCCCUGUCUGGCUGACAGCUCCCCCCGGCCCGAGUAGUCCGUCCUGUACAGAGCUGUGGCGCUGUCCACGAUCAGCAGCGCAUACCUGUCUCACACACACACAUACACACACGGUCUAUAAACUCCCAAAGCUAUAGAAGAAACCACCUGACUUACCUGGACUCGGCCAUCAUGGCUGAAGCUUGAUACAACAGCUGGGUCUGAUGGUCGGUGUUGAAGGCUCGAGCGUAAGCGACAUUGUCCAACACGUCCCUGCCGACCAGCCCGUAUCUAGUUGCAGAUAGAGAAGGGUAAAAAUGCGAUUCAUGAAGUUUCAUGAAAACAGGAAACGACACUGUUCUUUCGACAUGUGUCGGACUAUGAAAGGGUUAGGUCAUGAUCUGAUGCUUUUGCCACCUGCCGUCGGACUGAACUCAUUGUGAUGAAUUCUAUUUCAAAUGCUAAAAAAGUAUUGGAAUCAACAGCAAAAUAUCCCAUAAUAUGUGAGUAACAGAUUCCUCUUGGGCUGUGGACUUACCUCUCGGCAACAGCCAGCAAUCUCUCUGGUCUGAACGUUCCCUCUGUGUCAAUGUACAUGGCUUUACCUUCUCCUCCUCCCUGAUCGAUGGGCAGCUGUGGAGCAGACUCCCACUUAGCAAAACACUUGCUUUGUUCCUAGCUAUACUUAUGCAUUAAAACAUCCACAUUUUGUAUAGUCUGCGAGACAUUUCCUGCUUCGAAUCCUGUCCUGUAUUGAUCAUGCAUUCAUCAUAGAACUCAGGAAUAACUUAUUUCUAUUCCCAAUAUAAUCACAAUAUUAUUAUGUGCAGUAGUUCUUUUAGUGCAAUAACCAUAUUGACUUAUUGAUCAUAUUACUAUUAGUAUGUUUUCAUUGUAUUCUUUUAUUCAGUGUGUUUUUCUGAGUAACAUUAUAUUCUCCUUAUUUCUCUAUUCCUCUUUUAUCUUCAGUGGGAGUUUUUCUAACAAAACGCAUUUUCCCUCCAGAUUAUUCACUGCAACAUUUCAAUAGAGUCUGCAUUUAGUGGUGUUUUUUUCUUCUUCCUGUAGCAUUUUUUUUACUAUUCCGACACUUGAGCGACUUGUAGUAAUUCAAUUAGAUAUGAAUUAUAGAUUCAAAAUAGAUGACAAUAUUACCUGGCAUGUGACUGCGAGAGUGUGGCACAGCUGCGUCUUCCCCGUCCUGAACUCUCCAAACAUUUCGGUAAUGGACCCAGUCUCAAUCCCGCCUACACAGCACAAGACAUUCAAGCUCAUCCUUUUCUCAUCCAUAAGUCCUUUCACAACAAAGCAAGGAGACCCUACACACCCUGCAAGAGCUUAUCAAGCUCUUUUGAGCCUGUUGAGAUCUGGAUGAUUUCCGCCCUUCUCUGGUGAAACUCUGUCGCGGUGGUAAAGCCCAUGGGCACCAACUUCACGGCUUCAGUCUGAUACAAAUGUUAGCAUUAAUAUGGUUCACUCGCCACUUUUCACACCAAACUUCUCACCCGAAUUUUAGCAGCUUUGGCCUCGCUGAUUCCCUUGAUGUUAAGCAGCUCCUUCGUAGGUGUGUAGGCCACCGUCUCAAUGGUGUGGAACCCUGCAUCCUGCAGUUUCUUGAUAUCACUGCUACUGACUCCACAUUGCUGCAUAAUAAUAAGAGCAUUGGCUUAAUCCAGACACCAUCUUCAGUAGGUUAGCCGUAUUCAUGGAAGGAUAUUUAAUGGUACUUGUCGUAAAUAUUGGACGCCAUGCCGAGUGAACAAUAGGUGGCGCCUGUAUUGUUUGAUGACUGUGUGCUGUAUGUGAAUAAUAAAAAAAGACAGA